Messenger RNA from Suillus subaureus, 801 nucleotides. RefSeq names its product Metallo-dependent phosphatase-like protein. The transcript has 6 exons. The record is from RefSeq and is a predicted model, not a curated record. Gene Ontology annotation, molecular function: hydrolase activity. Bases 1 to 801 code for a protein of 266 amino acids. Lineage: Eukaryota; Fungi; Basidiomycota; Agaricomycetes; Boletales; Suillaceae.
AUGUCCACCGUGAUCCCAACGACUGUGAUCCCAACGACUGAAACUGCACGUAUAUACAGGGAGGGGGCUGACUUCAUCCCUCCUCACCCAGGCAGCGAUUGGACUCGCUUCGUCUGCAUCUCAGAUACCCACUCUCGCACCUUUCACAUACCCGCCGGUGAUGUUCUACUGCAUGCUGGUGACCUGAGUAGCUGGGGUAGCCUUUCGCAAUUGAUCAUCACAGUCGAAUGGUUGAAAUCAUUGGAUCACCCUGUGAAAAUCAUGGUCGCAGGCAAUCAUGACCUUUGUCUUGACAAAAACUGGGCUCAGCCAAUAUAUGGCCUCCUACCAGAAGAGGUCCAACAAGCACGGACCUAUGUACGGAGUCAAGCAGCAGCAGGUCUGUACUACAUUGAACAUGAACCCUUUCGAUUCAUGUUACCUUCGGGGCGCGAAUGGAAAGUCUAUGGAUCACCGGCUGCUCCAUUAUACGCUCGAGGAUCAUUUCAGUACGAGACUACAGACGAGGCACGAGUGAUUUAUAACCGUAUACCCAAAGAUACGGAAAUCCUGAUCACACAUACACCUCCUUUUAUGACUUUGGACACAACAAGUAAGGGCAAGCACGCUGGAUGCCAUGUCCUGUCGAACAAAUUAGCGGAACUGCGGAACUGCCGACUGCAUGUCUUUGGCCACAUCCAUGAAUGUGCUGGAGCGCAAAUCAACACUGAUGACCCAUUCAGAUUGGUCGACAGCGUGUCCGUGAAUGCAGCCAUGGCCGUUACGAAAAAGGCGAUUGUUGUAGACCUACUGAACUGGUGA